Molecule: messenger RNA, 2848 nt
Organism: Myotis daubentonii (Daubenton's bat)
Lineage: Eukaryota; Metazoa; Chordata; Mammalia; Chiroptera; Vespertilionidae
Gene: KLHL1
Product: kelch like family member 1
Exons: 11
Coding region: 1-1758 (585 amino acids)
Molecular function (GO): protein binding
Source: RefSeq, a predicted model, not a curated record
AUGAAACAGCUGUCAGCAACUAGCCAUUCAUUGACACCUCAAAGUGAUUUGGACUCCAGCAGCUCUGAAGAAUUCUAUCAGGCUGUUCACCAUGCUGAGCAAACCUUCAGAAAAAUGGAAAGUUACUUGAAACAACAGCAGCUCUGUGAUGUUAUCCUGAUUGUUGGGAACCGCAAGAUACCUGCACACAGGCUUGUUCUGAGCUCAGUCUCAGACUAUUUUGCUGCCAUGUUUACAAGUGAUGUUUGCGAAGCCAAGCAGGAGGAAAUCAAGAUGGAAGGCAUAGACCCCAAUGCCCUCUGGGAUCUUGUACAAUUUGCAUAUACAGGUUGCUUGGAGCUGAAGGAAGACACCAUUGAAAACCUCCUGGCCGCAGCCUGCCUUCUUCAGCUGCCCCAAGUGGUAGAAGUGUGCUGCCAUUUCCUCAUGAAGCUUUUGCAUCCAUCCAACUGCUUAGGAAUCCGAGCAUUUGCAGAUGCCCAAGGGUGCAUUGAACUAAUGAAGGUGGCUCACAGCUACACGAUGGAAAACAUAAUGGAAGUUAUAAGAAAUCAAGAGUUUUUACUGCUUCCAGCUGAGGAGCUCCAUAAACUCCUAGCCAGUGAUGAUGUAAAUGUUCCUGAUGAAGAAACCAUCUUCCAUGCAUUAAUGAUGUGGGUGAAGUAUGACAUGCAGAGAAGAUGCAAUGACUUGAGUAUGCUUCUCGCCUUUAUAAGACUGCCCCUGCUUCCACCACAGAUAUUGGCUGACCUAGAAAACCAUGCAUUAUUUAAGAAUGAUCUGGAAUGUCAAAAAUUAAUUCUGGAAGCAAUGAAAUAUCAUCUAUUGCCAGAAAGAAGAACUUUAAUGCAAAGUCCAAGAACUAAACCUAGAAAAUCUACAGUUGGAACUCUGUAUGCUGUAGGAGGAAUGGAUAACAACAAAGGAGCUACAACCAUAGAGAAAUAUAACCUCAGAACAAAUUUGUGGAUCCAGGCAGGGAUGAUGAAUGGCCGGAGAUUGCAGUUUGGUGUGGCUGUUAUUGAUGACAAACUCUUUGUAAUUGGAGGUCGAGAUGGCUUAAAGACAUUGAACACUGUUGAAUGUUACAAUCCCAAAACAAAGACUUGGACUGUCUUACCACCGAUGUCAACACAUCGACAUGGUCUAGGUGUGACCGUACUUGAAGGCCCGAUUUAUGCUGUGGGAGGCCAUGAUGGCUGGAGCUAUCUGAACACAGUGGAGAGAUGGGAUCCCCAGAGUCAGCAGUGGACUUUUGUUGCAAGUAUGUCAAUUGCCCGAAGCACAGUUGGUGUAGCAGCACUGAAUGGCAAGUUGUACUCAGUUGGAGGCCGUGAUGGAAGUUCGUGUUUGAGUUCAAUGGAGUAUUAUGAUCCUCAUACAAAUAAGUGGAACAUGUGUGCUCCAAUGUGUAAAAGAAGAGGGGGUGUUGGAGUAGCCACAUGUGAUGGCUUCCUUUAUGCAGUAGGAGGGCAUGAUGCUCCUGCUUCAAAUCACUGUUCCCGGCUCCUGGAUUACGUAGAAAGGUAUGAUCCCAAAACAGACACCUGGACCACCGUGGCUCCUUUGAGUAUGCCCAGAGAUGCUGUUGGAGUUUGUCUCCUUGGUGACCGAUUAUACGCUGUCGGUGGCUAUGAUGGGCAGACAUACCUCAACACCAUGGAAUCCUAUGAUCCACAAACUAAUGAGUGGACACAGAUGGCUUCCUUGAAUAUUGGGAGAGCAGGUGCCUGUGUAGUAGUCAUCAAGCAACCUUGACUUAUUUUUAUUUGGAGAGAUUUUAUUUGCUGGAGUAGUUAUUUUUAUAUCAGAGGGCAAGAAUAAGAAUUUCCUGAGAUGCGAACUCUUCAAGAACAAGGAUUUCUGCAGAUUCACCUACUGAUGUCAAUUGAGGUAGAAGAUCAAACAGAAUUCUAGAAAAUAAACUGCUAUGGGAACAACAUCUGGCCAUGUAUUAGCUCAGGAAUGGUCAUUGGUAAUUUGUUUUGUAUUAUAGCAUACAAUAGCUGGAGUUACCAAAGGCUUGUUUUUCUUGAGCAAUUAAAAGGAGAAACCAAUAUGUGUGACAUGGAUAAUUUCAUUAUUUGUAAUUGCUUGAUAAUAUCUGACAAUAUUCAAGAGGUUGCCCAGUGUAGAAGACAUGAUAUUUCCAUCUGACAGAAUCUGAUUGGUUUACUGUUCUCCUAAUCAGAUAUGGUCAGACCAGGAGGCAGAAUUAUGUUUUAUAAAAACAAACAUGUGUCUUCCUCAUUUUCCUAACCUAACCUACAAGGAUAAUUAGAGAAACAGAUUCAUGCUUGGCUCAGACAUUCAGAAGACAAACUGUCCUGCUAAUCAAAGCUGCAUAUGCCAUCAGAAGCGAUGGUUGGUUUUUAUUGCAACUGUAUUAGUGACUUGAAGCUGGCAGACAAAAAGGAUUGUUUCAUUAGGCUAUCACAUUGCUUUGCUUUUUGGAUACAAUGAGCCAAACUAUCAGUGCAAUUACGGGCUUUUGCCUUAUGUUGAGGUCGUAAGCAUGGAAGCUAGUUAUUCUGAGUGUUAUUUAUAUAUAUAUAUCCAUUGCAUGUUGAAGUCUUUUAGAAUUUCCUUUAUAAAAAACAACAACUUAGAAUUUUGAGACAGAAAUCUAGGAUCCAUUCAUUUGAAGUGUUAAUAAUCAUUGUUAGAAUGAAGGCAGACUUCAGAUUUUCAUUCCCCACUUUUCAAACUUGUUACAUUGAUAUGCAUAUUAUUUUAUGCCAAAUGUUUGUCAUUGUUUACCGCAUAAAGUGGAAACAUUACACAAUGUCUUUAAUAGAUCCAUGUAAAUUUUAAAUACAAUUAAUAAAUGAUAGAAAAUUUGCUUUUA